Stomoxys calcitrans (stable fly) is the source of this 1747-nucleotide messenger RNA. RefSeq names its product structure-specific endonuclease subunit SLX1 homolog (gene slx1). Gene Ontology annotation, molecular function: crossover junction DNA endonuclease activity; 5'-flap endonuclease activity. Gene Ontology annotation, biological process: double-strand break repair via homologous recombination. Bases 99 to 1001 code for a protein of 300 amino acids. Gene Ontology annotation, cellular component: Slx1-Slx4 complex. The record is from RefSeq and is a predicted model, not a curated record. Lineage: Eukaryota; Metazoa; Arthropoda; Insecta; Diptera; Muscidae. The transcript has 4 exons.
CUCAACUUCAAUAAAAUUUUACCUUAGUUAAUUAAAUAAAGGAAACUAAACAAUAUAUUUCUAAAGCAUAUUCUAAUGAGCACUUACGAUUGUUGUCUAUGACCACCAUGGCCACUACAAAUGCUGUUGAUAAUUUGAAAUCUCGUUUUUAUGGUGUUUACCUUUUAUGCAGUCAUAGUACUGAAAAACGCUACAAGGGCAAAUGUUACAUAGGAUUUACUGUGAAUCCCAAUCGAAGAAUUAAACAACAUAAUCGAGGAAAAGACUUUGGGGGUGCUAAGAAAACUAGUCAGAAGGGUCCUUGGAAGAUGGUUAUGAUUAUUCAUGGAUUUCCCAACAAUAUAGCAGCUCUGCAGUUUGAAUGGGCCUGGCAACAACCCACUUUAUCAUCGCGUUUAAAACUAUUUCCCGAGUUAAAAAGAAAACUGCCCAAGGAAACAUAUUUUCAAUAUAAUUUUCGUAUUCUUAGCCGAAUGCUCAAUGUUGGACCUUGGGAACGCUUGCCAUUGAUAAUACAAUGGUUAGAGAAUGAAUACGAAUGUGAUUUUGAUAUCACCAGCUUACCCCCAAAUCACAUGAGAAUUGUAAGCGGAAAAAUUACUUUGGAGAAGAAAACUAAAAAGAAAACGCAAACAGAUGAGCCUUUACCCAAAGCAAUAUGGGCUCCAGAGUGUCAUUUGUGCAUGGAACCCAUUCACAAUGUUGAACAAUCACGAAUUGGUUGUGUAAAUAAUUUGUGUAAGCUUACCUGUCACAUAAUAUGUUUGGCCAAUCACCUCUUGUCAUCGGAUGCAAAGCAAAGGGGACACUAUAUACCAAUUUCGGGUGAGUGCCCGCUAUGUGAGACUCCCCUACUCUGGAUUGAGUUAUUACAAAGGAAACGUAGAAUGCAAGGAAUUGGUGAAGAACAGGAUUAUGAUAGCGAAGGGGGUGCUAGCAGCAGUGGCAGUAACAGUGAUGUUGAAGAGAUAAGUUUCGAUGAUGGUGAUGAGUUUCUAUGAGACAUACGGCAACAGUGUAUGGUUAAUUGUUCAUUGCUAUUUAUAUUUACAAAAAAUAAAAUGUUACAAUUUAUAAAAUGAAUGAAAAUUUGCAAGUAAAGUGAGACGAGUCAAGGGACCAAAAGCAAUAAUAAGACAAAACCAAACAAAAUUUUGAACAUAAGGUGCCAGCCAACCACAAACCGGCAGCAGACAAACAAACAAACCUUCGUGACAUUCAUGCAGACCCGGUAGAAGAUGCGGUAAAUGGCUACCGGGUGAAUGUAGUCCUUGGAGAACGACCGCCUUCCAUUGCACCUGAAGAAAUUGACCUCCCCCGGCUAACCAGAGUAGUUCUGGCUCAAUUACAUUCCGGCAGAUGCAGCCGCUUCAACUCCUACAGAGCAAGGAUUGAUGCCGACGUGCAAGAUGUAUGUCCCGAUUGUAACCAGGGACCGCACAAUAACUGCCCAGCCAGACCCAGAUCGCUGUGGACGCACCACAUCUUAGUCGCAGAGUUCCUGGGUCUUGACACUCAACAGAAUCAAGCAGACCGAAGAUAGAACACAAUAAACUGCAACAACAAUAACAGUUAUAUGGCAAUCGUCUGAUAUGUUGAAAACUAUGCAGCUAUGAAUUCGCUAGUUGAGGCAAGUUGUCUUUGCACCUAUCAGAAUGCUGCAAAGGUAGGCAUAGCGCCUAUGACCAUCAACACCUGGCCCCAAUCCCAUGGCAGCCGGUUCUACGUAUCAGAUUGAUCCCAUGAA